AAUCUUAGCAAAGUGAUCGUUUAUCACCUCCUCUGUUCUUGCCUCUCUGCCUGUUCUCCCUUUGCCCACCACUGAGUUGUAUUUCUUCAUCCUGCCCCUAGAUAUGUCCCCUCCAUCCAUAUGCCCUAUUUAUAGCACAUUCUUCGCCUACCUGGCCACCUUGAAUUUUCCUUCAGCCCCAAAGCUGAGUUGAGUGUUCUUCACAUACAUCAUUUCAUGUGAAAACAAGAUGUCCUCACAACUUGAAAGUUGCAGGUCCUCUUAAUACCCCCAUUUAACAGACGAAGAUAUGCAGGCUGACAGAGGUUUAGUAAUUUGUCCAAGGUCAGAUGGCUCAAAAGUAGUGGAGUCAGGACUGCAACGCAGGCAAUCAGACACCUGAAGCUGAGCUGGGGCUGUGCACGUGUGACUGCCAUGUUAAUAAAGUCUCACUGAGAUGAAGCAGAAUAUGCAUCACAACCCAUUUCAUAAGAAAAUCAGUUUGACAUUUAAAUUCCUAUAAACAGUUUUUGGUCACCCUCAUGUUUUGGGCACAUUGCAGUAAUUUCAGCUUAAUGCCUCUUUGUGCAAGCCUUUGCAAAUAUGGGCUCCAAUAACAUCACUUUAUUUUGCUUGCUCACUCUCUGAAGGGAGUGCAGAUGACCAUUAGAGUAAAGUGGACUUUGUGUGUCGAAGGUGAUGAGUCCAAAUACCAGGAUUUCCCCAGUUUUUCCUUAGGAUUAAUGUUCAGAGGAAAGCCUUCUCUGGCCCCAAAUAAGUUUUUCCACAAAAAGUAAAAGUCAAAUAGGUUUUCUUUGUGGUGGUACUUCUUAGCCAUGAAUACUUUGUGAAUCGUCCAGAAGGGGAUUUAUGGAAGCUUUUUCUGAGCUUGAGUAUGGAACACUUAGGAGACCCUUUGUAUCCAGAGCCCUGGGCUUUGAGCACAGUAGAAUCUAAGAGGAUGGAGCCAAGUACCUGUAAGACCAGCGAAUCAGAGGAAAACUAUGGUGAAGAAGAGGAAUCCGAGGAGUGUGUUAAAGGGGAAGCUACCAUCCCUUCUAACCCUUCUCAGCAGGCACUCUCAAAGGCUGAUAAUGCAUUUAGGAAUGGAGUUCCUUUAUCCAUUGUAGCCAAGAAAAUACCAAAGAAAAUCAUAACCCCAGCUGACCCAGAUGAAUUAGAAGUUGGGAGAAGAAAGAGAAGGUGGAAACACAGACCCCUGGCCAUCAAUCUGACCAACUGCAAGUAUGAGAGUGUGCGUCGGGCAGCCCAAAUGUGUGGCCUGAAGGAGGUGGGGGAGGACAAAGAGUGGACUGUGUACUGGACAGACUGCUCUGUCUCACUGGAACGCAUCAUGGACAUGAAGAGGUUUCAGAAAGUCAACCACUUCCCUGGCAUGACAGAAAUCUGCCACAAAGAUCUGCUGGCUCAGAACCUCAGCCGCAUGCAGAAACUCUAUCCUACUGAGUGUAACAUCUUCCCGUGCAUCUGGUGCCUCCCUGCAGAGUUGAACACUGUAUUAUUACUUUUCCCUGGUGGGUUUGCAUGCUCUCAGCCCUUCCUCAUUGAUGGCUUCAAGUUUGACAUGCGAAUGUAUGUCCUGAUCACAUCCUGUGAGCCUCUUCGGAUCUCCAUGUAUGAGGAGGGCCUGGCCGGCUUUACCACCAUGCCCUACGUGGAACCCAGCCACAGCAACCUGGAUGACAUCUGCAUGCACCUGACCAACUAUGCCGUCAACAGACACAAUGAGAAUUUUGUCCGGGAUGAUGCUGUGGGCAGUAAGAGCUACCGAACCUGUUUUCCCCAGUAUCUGAGUGGAGGUACAUGUGCCUGUUUUGAGAUCCUUGGUUUUGACAUCUUGCUGGACCACAAGCGGAAGCCCUGGCUGCUGGAGGUAAACCACUCUCCAAGCUUCACCACCGACUCACAACUUGAUCGAGAAGUGAAGGAUGCACUUCUCUGUGAUACCAUGACCCUUGUCAACCUCCAGGGCUGUGACAAAAGAAAGGUGACAGAAGAGGAUAAGUGGCGAGUCAAGGAGCGGCUUUUCCAGUGCCACCAACAGCCAAGAGAAGCCAGGGGCCUUAGGUGUUUGACGUGUGUUUAGUUGUGUAGCUUACCUUAUUACUUUCCUGAGAGUAAAAGUCCUUCUCUAGAUGGAGAAGGCAGUCUGGGGUUGAUUAGCUAUUAAAAACAUUUUUUUUGCAUCGAUAAUACACCACAUAUCAUAGAUAAGUGAUGCAUUAUCUAUGCAAAUUCCAAAGACACAGUGAAUAGUCUCUCUCCUACCCUCCUCCUCCAGCUACUCAGUUUUCCUCCCUGGAGCCAAUCAAUGUUCCCUGGGUCAUGUGUAUACUUUCACAAACAUUUAAUGCACAUAUAUACAUGUAUUUAUAUAAAUUGUUUUCUCCCUUUACCCAGACAAUAGCAUAACUUUCACACUGUCUGUGUCCUACUUAACAAUGCAUUUUACAGCUAUUUAUGCAUUUUAUAGCUAUUUCCUAUUAGCAUGUAAGGAACUUUAUGGGGUUUGUUCUUUUUUUUUUUUUAUUUUCAACAAAGCUCCUCUAGAAACCAUUACCUAAGAAGGCUUAUAAUUAUGAAACAGAGAAAACAGUUUAGUCAUUCAAUAAUAGGUUAUUGUUUAAAUCAGUAUUGUUUACACACUGUUGUUUUAAUUGUAAGAUGGGUUACAAACAUGGUAAUGUGUUGCUGAUACUCAAUUAUAAUUUGUUAAUAAUAAAAAUGA
This is a messenger RNA of Orcinus orca (killer whale), 2728 nucleotides long. It is a transcript of the gene TTLL13, whose product is annotated as tubulin tyrosine ligase like 13. NCBI's taxonomy places the organism in Eukaryota, Metazoa, Chordata, Mammalia, Artiodactyla, Delphinidae. The record is from RefSeq and is a predicted model, not a curated record. Gene Ontology annotation, molecular function: tubulin-glutamic acid ligase activity; tubulin binding. Gene Ontology annotation, cellular component: cilium. Gene Ontology annotation, biological process: microtubule cytoskeleton organization; protein polyglutamylation.